UAACUUUGCUACGCCACGUGUCACAGCCGGCUUAGUUCCUCUCUGGCCUAUGCAAUUCAUAUUAUAUCUCUGUUAUCUGCUUCAUACCUCUGUUCUACCAUUACACUCAAUUACUGCUCUCUACCAAAAGCCAAACAAAAAAUUUCACAUCAAUUUCCAGGCAUGGCUUCAUCUGAUGAGCCAGAAGUGGUUGCAAGGGAUGUAAAGGAUAAAGCGCACAAGGAAGAUGACAAAGAGCACAAGGAAGAUGACAAAGAGGAAGGAAAAGGCGGAUUUAUUGAGAAGGUGAAGGAUUUCAUUCAUGACAUUGGCGAGAAAAUUGAGGAAGCUAUUGGAUUUGGGAAGCCAACUGCAGACGUUGCAGGGAUUCACAUCCCUUGUAUCAAUCUGGAUAAGGCAGAUAUUGUUCUUGAUGUUCUCAUUAAGAACCCAAAUCCCGUUCCUAUCCCUCUUAUUGACAUAAACUACUUGAUUGAGAGUGAUGGAAGGAAACUGAUUUCAGGGUUGAUCCCAGAUGCUGGAACGAUUCAUGCACAUGGUGAGGAGACUGUCAAAAUACCAAUUACUCUGAUUUAUGAUGACAUAAAAAACACGUAUGCUGAAAUUAAGCCCGGAAGCAUAAUUCCAUAUAGGAUCAAGGUUGAACUCAUCGUGGACGUGCCUGUUUUCGGGAGACUAACUCUACCACUUGAGAAAACUGGAGAGAUCCCCAUACCUUACAAGCCUGACAUUGAUAUUGAGAAAAUAAAAUUUGAUAAGUUCUCUUUGGAAGAAACUGUUGCAGUUAUUCAUUUGAAAUUGGAAAAUAAGAAUGACUUUGACUUGGGCGUCAAUGCGCUAGACUAUGAGGUUUGGCUGUGUGAUGAGAGCAUCGGGCGCGCAGAACUCUCAGAAUCCACAAAAAUAGAUAAAAAUGGAAUUAGUUAUAUCGAUAUUCCCAUCACCUUCAGGCCUAAGGACUUUGGCUCUGCACUUUGGGACAUGAUUAGAGGAAAAGGCACUGGUUACACCAUGAAAGGAAAUAUUGAUGUGGAUACACCCUUUGGAGCAAUGAAGUUACCCAUCAGCAAGGAGGGUGGUACUACCCGUAUCAAGAAGAACAAAGAAGAUCGCGGGGAUGAUGAUGACGACGACGACGACGAGGAAUAGAGGCAGCAUUGGCAGGAGUGGUAAUAUUAUAUUAGUAGCUGUGGUAUGUUUAUCAGCAGUGGUCCAUUAGAAUAAUAGAUAAUUUGGGCACUUUGCUUCCGAGUGUUGAUGUACAUCUCUUGCAUAUGCCGAGGUGGAGUAGCUUUACUCAUGCAUAUUUAUGCUUGUGUUAUUGUGAUGGACAUGUCUGGCGCUUUUAGUUUGCAUACCGCUCUAUUGUUGAGACCUUUGGGCGGCAGAUGAAACUGUUGUUUUUGACUUUGUGAUGAUGGUGAUGCUAAUGAUUCUACUUAUAAUAAUAAGACAGUACUAAGAUUGUUUUGUU
This is a messenger RNA of Alnus glutinosa, 1474 nucleotides long. RefSeq lists its product as uncharacterized. Bases 163 to 1149 code for a protein of 328 amino acids. Lineage: Eukaryota; Viridiplantae; Streptophyta; Magnoliopsida; Fagales; Betulaceae. The record is from RefSeq and is a predicted model, not a curated record. Gene Ontology annotation, biological process: response to desiccation. Gene Ontology annotation, cellular component: cytosol. The transcript is spliced from 3 exons.